Messenger RNA from Cajanus cajan (pigeon pea), 4945 nucleotides. NCBI's taxonomy places the organism in Eukaryota, Viridiplantae, Streptophyta, Magnoliopsida, Fabales, Fabaceae. The record is from RefSeq and is a predicted model, not a curated record.
AGGGGAAUUCAAUAUCGACUACAAAGUACAACUUCUUCACUUUUCUGCCAAAAGGAUUGUUUGAACAGUUCAGGCGGGUUGCUAAUCUCUACUUUCUUGCAAUCUCAAUUUUGUCAACCACACCAAUCAGUUUUAUUACUACAUGGCUGCUCAGUAUUCUAGUUGGCAAAUUAUUAAUUCAGCUACAGUUCUACAAAGCAAAAUGAUCUUUAUGAAGCCUUCUUUCACGUCAAGUUGAACUUAACGACUUUUUUGCAUUUUAUUUAUUCUGACUGUAUCUUGCACAUUGAGUUUAUAAUUAUCUGUCCUUUAUAUCAUUCAUUUUGUUACUGCAUUUUUUGUUAUCUUGGACUUGCUUUAUGCUUUGCAAUUGUCUACUUGUUUUGAUUUAAUUGUUGUGAAGGUGUCAAUGUGUACUUGAUCUGCUUGUGCUGUUCAUAUGUAUUUUUUCAGUAAAUUUGUAAUUUGUAACUUUACAUGAGUCAGAAUAAGUCUAAUUAUUGUAUAAAAGUUGAAUAAACCUAAUUAGUAAUUACAUAUUUUCUGAUGUUGUAGCCCCCUCUCUCCAAUAACUAAUGUGAUUCCUCUGUCUCUGGUGCUUCUCCUCUCUCUCAUAAAGGAAGCUUUUGAGGACUGGAAGCGUUUUCAAAAUGACAUGUCUGUAAACAAUAAUACAAUACAUGUUUUGCAAGAUCAAAAGUGGGUGUCUAUACCCUGGAAAAAGUUGCAAGUUGGUGAUGUUGUCAAGGUUGAGCAAGAUGGAUUCUUCCCUGCAGAUCUGCUUUUCCUGGCUAGUACGAAUGUAGAUGGUGUCUGCUACAUUGAGACUGCUAAUUUGGAUGGUGAAACCAAUUUGAAGAUUAGGAAAGCAUUGGAGAAGACUUGGGAUUACCUGACUCCAGAGAAGGCAUCUGAAUUUAAAGGUGAAAUUCAGUGCGAACAACCAAACAAUUCAUUGUAUACCUUCACUGGAAAUCUUUCAAUUCAAAACCAAAUACUUCCUGUCAGUCCAAACCAACUUCUGUUGCGAGGAUGCAGUCUCAGGAAUACAGAGUAUGUUGUUGGGGUUGUUAUUUUUACAGGACAUGAAACAAAGGUGAUGAUGAAUGCUAUGAAUGUUCCUUCCAAAAGAAGUACACUGGAGAGGAAGCUUGACAAGCUCAUACUUGCUCUAUUUGUGACUCUCUUUAUGAUGUGUUUCAUUGGAGCUGUUGGCAGUGCUAUCUUUGUAAACAAGAAGUAUUUCUAUUUACAUCUUGAAUCAUCAGAGGAGGGCUCAGAACAGUUCAACCCAAGAAACAGAUUUAUUGUUUUCCUUCUCACUAUGUUUACCCUAAUCACUUUGUAUUCCACAAUCAUCCCCAUUUCACUUUAUGUAUCAGUAGAGAUGAUUAAAUUUAUUCAGUCCACUCAGUUUAUCAACAAGGACUUGCACAUGUACCAUUAUGAGACUAAUACCCCAGCGUUGGCCAGAACUUCAAAUCUGAAUGAAGAACUUGGGCAGGUGGAAUACAUCUUCUCAGACAAAACUGGCACUCUGACAAGAAACUUAAUGGAGUUCUUUAAGUGUUCAAUUGGAGGAGAAGUUUAUGGAAAGGGAUUGACUGAAAUUGAGAAGGGAAUAACAGAGCGUAGUGGCUUAAAGUUUGAGGAAAAUAUAUCACUCAAUGCAUUGCGAGAGAGGGGCUUUAAUUUUGAUGAUGCUAGGCUUAUGAGAGGAGCUUGGAGGAAUGAGCCGAAUCCUGAUAGCUGCAAGGAAUUCUUCAGAUGUCUUGCUAUAUGCCAUACUGUGCUUCCUGAGGGCGAAGAGACCCCUGAGAAGAUCAAAUAUCAAGCUGCAUCACCUGAUGAGGCUGCUUUGGUUAUUGCUGCGAAGAACUUUGGUUUUUUCUUUUUCAGACGCACUCCUACAAUGAUAUAUAUUCGUGAAUCUCAUGUUGAGAAGAUGGGUAAAAUUCAAGAUGUAUCAUAUGAGAUUUUGAAUGUGCUUGAGUUUAACAGUACAAGGAAGCGCCAGUCUGUUGUGUGUCGUUAUCCAGAUGGGAGGCUUGUAUUGUACUGCAAGGGUGCUGAUAAUGUAAUAUAUGAGAGGUUAGCUGAUGGCUAUAAUGAUAUAAAAAAAGUGACUAGGGAACACUUGGAGCAAUUUGGGUCUGCUGGUCUCCGGACAUUAUGCCUGGCCUACAAAGAAUUACAUCCUGAUGUUUAUGAAAGCUGGAAUGGGAAGUUCGUCCAAGCCAAAUCUUCUCUACAUGAUCGUGAAAAAAAGUUAGAUGAGGUGGCAGAACUUAUAGAAAAUGAUCUUGUUUUGAUUGGUAGCACUGCCAUAGAAGAUAAGCUUCAAGAGGGAGUACCAGCCUGCAUAGAGACUCUUCAAAGAGCCGGCAUUAAAAUUUGGGUGCUUACAGGGGACAAGGUUGAAACAGCAGUUAAUAUUGCCUAUGCAUGCAAUUUAAUAAACAAUGAGAUGAAGCAAUUUAUUAUCAGUUCAGAAACUGACGUGAUUAGAGAAGUUGAAGACAGGGGGGACCAAGUAGAAAUUGCACGAUUUAUUAAAGAAGAAGUGAAGAAAGAACUGAAGAAAUGCCUCGAAGAAGCACAGAGCUAUUUUAUCUCUCUAUCUGGACCAAAAUUAGCACUUGUAAUUGAUGGAAAAUGUCUCAUGUAUGCAUUGGAUCCUAGUUUGAGAGUCAUGCUACUGAAUUUGAGCAUGAACUGCCAUGCUGUUGUUUGCUGCCGAGUCUCUCCUUUACAGAAAGCACAGGUCACAAGUUUGGUUAAAAAGGGGGCACAGAAAAUAACACUUAGCAUUGGUGAUGGAGCCAAUGAUGUUAGCAUGAUUCAAGCUGCUCAUGUUGGUAUUGGCAUAAGUGGGUUGGAAGGGAUGCAAGCUGUGAUGGCUAGUGAUUUUGCCAUUGCACAGUUUCGUUAUCUUGCGGAUCUACUUCUGGUUCAUGGUCGGUGGUCAUAUCUUCGAAUAUGCAAGGUUGUGACAUACUUCUUUUACAAGAACCUCACAUUCACUCUUACUCAGUUUUGGUUUACCUUUCAAACUGGGUUUUCUGGCCAAAGAUUCUAUGAUGAUUGGUUUCAGUCAUUAUAUAAUGUUAUCUUCACUGCACUUCCUGUCAUCAUCGUUGGACUAUUUGAUAAGGAUGUCAGUGCAUAUCUAUCCAAGAAGUAUCCUGAAUUAUACAGGGAGGGAAUAAGAAAUGUCUUUUUCAAAUGGAGAGUUGUGGCUAUAUGGGCCUUUUUUUCGGUCUACCAGUCACUUAUAUUCUUCUAUUUUGUGAGUUCUUCAAGUUUAAGUGCUAAAAAUUCAGCAGGAAAGAUAUUUGGACUCUGGGAUGUCAGUACAAUGGCCUUCACAUGUGUUGUAGUAACCGUUAACUUGCGACUUCUUAUGAUUUGUAAUUCAAUCACAAGAUGGCACUAUCUUAGUGUUGGUGGAAGUAUAAUAGCAUGGUUUAUUUUUGUCUUUAUAUAUUCUGGGAUCAGCACUCCUUAUGAUCGACAGGAGAAUCUGUAUUUCGUCAUAUAUGUCCUGAUGAGUACAUUAUAUUUCUACCUCACAUUAGUUCUCGUUCCUAUUGUGGCACUUUUUGGUGACUUUGUAUACCAAGGGGUUCAGAGAUGGUUCUUCCCCUACGACUAUCAAGUUAUUCAAGAAAUGCAUAAUGAGAUUGAUGACACCAGCAGGACACAACUUCUAGAGAUAGGAAACCAGCUUACUCCAGCUGAGGCUAGGAGCCAUGCCAUAUCUCAACUCCCACGUGAGAUAUCAAAGCACACCGGGUUUGCUUUUGAUUCACCUGGUUAUGAGUCAUUUUUUGCUGCACAGCUUGGUGUAUAUGCUCCACAAAAGGCAUGGGAUGUUGCAAGGCGAGCUAGCAUGAGAUCCCGGCCAAAGAAUGGACAGAAAAAGUAAUUUUGUACAAACCAAAGAUAAAGUAAUGUGGAGUAGGAUGAUUGUACAUUUACUUAAGCUUUGGUUUUUCUUUUGAGAGCCAGCCCUAGGAGAUUUGUAAAAUUAGCAUGUGGCAUAUUAACUAUUGGUAUUUGGUAGUUUUCAUUUAGGUAUAUCUUGUCAUUCUUCCCUCUUUGUCAAUUGUUUCUUUUUAGGGAAGUGCGCAGGUUUUCCAGGAUUGUUGCAGAUGUAUAUUCCACAAUUUUUAGUGACUAUCAGAAUCAGAUUGAAGUCAAUCCACGAAGAGUUGAAUGUUCAGAAAACUUUUCAUUUUGUAGUGGUCACACAACAAUAUCGUGCCUGGUGCAGUGAUGGGAAGUUUGUUAAAUAGCUAAUAAGCCAGGGCGUGUCAUCGCUGGAUAGUUAAAAGCAUUCUUUAACGAUGUAAUUGGUUGAUGACAUGAUAAUUCUUGCCAAGACGUUCCAAAAUUAUUUUUUGUCCAACAAAGGGAAACUAGAUAAUCUCAACACGAGAAUGACAUUCAUUUCAAGUAGUCAAAAGAUGUCACGUAGAAGAUAACGGCAUGUUACUCGUUUUUCUAUCUGGCAAUUCAGCUGAAGAACUUUAUUCACACACAUGGGUCAUCUGAAACAAAGUUGAAGAACUUGGCUAAUUUUUGUGAAACAGAGUAUUGACUUUCAUCUAGUGAUCCUUCGUCUCCCUCAUAGUCAUCAUCGUCUUCAAAAACCAAUUGAAUUCUACAGUUCUUCAGCUCCAGCCCCUCAAUAAAAGGUAUAUUAUUGAAAGAGAGAACACCAAAACAAAUAACACUUUUAAGCUCACGGUUUCUUCGCUUGGAAAAGACAACUGGUUCUGCUGUAAACCAAUCCGGGACUCUGCUUCCAGGCAUAAUCAAAAUCUCUAAUUUUUUAAGUAGAACCUGGGACAAAAUCUACGUCAUGUGAUAUAUAGCGAACAUUAUAAGCGAAUAUGGUUGGUUAUUACGAGAAAUGAGAAUAAAUGAAUGUUGAAUAUUA